Messenger RNA from Gossypium raimondii (Peruvian cotton), 1910 nucleotides. Its product is annotated as eukaryotic peptide chain release factor subunit 1-3. Bases 127 to 1440 code for a protein of 437 amino acids. Gene Ontology annotation, biological process: cytoplasmic translational termination. Gene Ontology annotation, molecular function: sequence-specific mRNA binding; translation release factor activity, codon specific. Lineage: Eukaryota; Viridiplantae; Streptophyta; Magnoliopsida; Malvales; Malvaceae. Gene Ontology annotation, cellular component: translation release factor complex; cytosol. The transcript has 3 exons. The record is from RefSeq and is a predicted model, not a curated record.
UGCUAGGGCAUCUUCUUUGCACGGUAUAUAUUGUAUCGGACUGCGCUCCGAACCAAACAAAAUUUGCAGCCUUUUUUUAUUUCACCGCUUUGGAGGCGAUUUCCUCAGGUACUACAUUAACUAGCAAUGGUGGACGGUCAUGAGACUGACAAAAAUAUCGAGAUAUGGAAGAUCAAGAAGCUGAUUAAAGCACUCGAAGCAGCUAGAGGCAAUGGCACCAGCAUGAUAUCUCUCAUAAUGCCUCCACGUGAUCAGAUAUCGAGGGUUACCAAGAUGCUUGGAGAUGAAUUUGGGACUGCUUCAAACAUCAAAAGCAGAGUCAAUCGUCAAUCUGUGUUAGGUGCAAUCACUUCUGCCCAGCAAAGGCUCAAACUAUAUAGUAAAGUUCCUCCCAAUGGGCUUGUGCUCUAUACGGGCACGAUUGUGACUGAAGAUGGGAAGGAGAAGAAAGUCACGAUUGAUUUUGAGCCUUUCAGGCCUAUAAAUGCAUCUCUUUAUCUCUGUGACAACAAAUUUCACACUGAGGCACUUAAUGAACUUUUGGAAUCAGAUGAUAAGUUUGGUUUUAUUGUGAUGGAUGGUAAUGGGACUCUCUUUGGGACAUUAAGUGGCAAUGCUAGAGAGGUGCUCCAUAAGUUCAGUGUUGAUCUUCCCAAGAAGCACGGGAGAGGAGGACAAUCAGCUCUUCGUUUUGCUCGGCUUCGAAUGGAAAAACGACACAACUAUGUGAGAAAGACUGCUGAACUUGCGACACAAUUUUUUAUUAAUCCUGCCACUAGUCAGCCUAAUGUUUCAGGAUUAAUACUUGCUGGAUCGGCUGAUUUCAAAACUGAGCUGAGUCAAUCAGAUAUGUUUGAUCAACGGCUUCAGGCUAAGGUUCUGAAUGUGGUUGAUGUCUCUUAUGGAGGUGAGAAUGGUUUCAACCAAGCAAUCGAGCUUUCAGCAGAAAUCCUGUCGAAUGUGAAAUUCAUACAGGAGAAGCGUUUAAUAGGGAAAUACUUUGAGGAGAUUAGUCAAGAUACCGGGAAGUAUGUUUUCGGUGUGGAUGACACACUGAAGGCCUUGGAGAUGGGAGCUGUUGAGAUACUUAUCGUAUGGGAAAAUCUGGACAUAAAUAGGUACAUGUUGAAGAACAGCGUUACCGGUGAAGUUAUCAUAAGACAUUUGAACAAGGAACAAGAAGCUGAUAUGACCAACUUCCAGGACUCAUCCAACUCAGCUGAUUUGGAGGUUCAGGAAAAGAUGCCACUUUUAGAGUGGUUUGCUAAUGAAUACAAGCGAUUCGGUUGUAGUCUCGAGUUUGUUACCAACAAAUCACAAGAGGGUUCCCAGUUCUGCCGAGGGUUUGGCGGGAUUGGGGGCAUCCUCCGAUACCAACUUGACAUGAGAUCGUUUGAUGAGUUUUCUGAUGAUGGAGAAGUUUAUGAUGAUUCCGAAUAGCAACCAAUCAACUCCACCCCAUUAACGGUGCAGGAUGAUGGGGUCAAAAGCAAAGACUGCACCAGCGCCCGAGCUGCUCGGGAUGCCCCCAAAGUUUCUCAUACAUCUAAUUAAGCAGGCUUUAUGUGCAGUAUUGCGCGUCAACAGAUCGAUGUAGCAGCAGCUAGAAUGUGUGAAGAAGGCUUAACUUAGAAUCCCAUGGAGCUUCAUUUCUUCUAUUUACUGGAGCAGGGCCCUACAUAUAUAAAAUGAUAUCCAUAUGGUAACAUACUUGCCUUAGGGUGUAGUUGUGUGGAGCUAUUGAUAAUAUAUUUGGUUCAUCUACUUGUUAUGUUAUGCCUAAAUGAUACCUUAUCUCUGGACAUUGUCGCCUGAUAUCCAAACUUUUGUGGAAGCUAUGUUUUUCAUUUUAUAAGAGACCUUGUUAAUAUUAUAUAAUUGAAUGUCUAUGAAUAUGUUUUAGAAUUGUC